Peromyscus californicus insignis is the source of this 10582-nucleotide messenger RNA. RefSeq lists its product as uncharacterized. The transcript has 6 exons. The record is from RefSeq and is a predicted model, not a curated record. The coding region runs from base 1592 to 2842 and encodes 416 amino acids. NCBI's taxonomy places the organism in Eukaryota, Metazoa, Chordata, Mammalia, Rodentia, Cricetidae.
CACCCUAAAGUGGGAACCUUAAAAUGAUGGAGCCUGUUUAACCCACUUGCAUGUUAAAACAUAUAGGCCAAGAUCUAAUGAGUCUUUUGAGAGUAUACUUCAAAGAGAGAGCUCUACCUAGUAAGAAAAGAAGAGGGUUUUGCAGCCGCCGAGUAUUUAAGCUUUCUGGUCUUUGGUUUUUAACUAUUGUGUGUGAAUGUGGCUGUGUGUGUGUGCACUCGAGUAUCUGUACAUGUGUUCACAUGGUGACCAGAGAGCAAUGGGAACUAGUUUUUCUAUCUAUCUUGUGGGUCCUGGCGAUCAAACUCAGAUCGUCAGGUUUGGCAGCACGUGCCUUUAUCCUCUGAGCCAUCUUGCCAGCCCGCUGCUGCGUUUUUAAUGUGACAUUGCUGAUGAAAACAGGCAUCACAACAGCAAUUCUUCAAAGUUACUGAAAAAAAAAAAAAAAAGAUACCAUUUUUCUGAGAAGGAUGUCAAGAAAUCCACCCAGUUCACGAUCCAGAUUGAACUUCGGCUCUUCAGACAGCUACAGUAUAGACGAGCUGUUUCAGACUACAGGAUGAAUUUGGAGUUGGUUUUGUGCCCCAACUCAAGAAGAUGGCCUGGUUUUAGAGGGAUGAAUUCCAGACAGCAUCCAAAGGGACAAUCCCAGCAUGAGACUCUAGGAUUGCCAGCAGCUGAUACUGGUUUCAUUCAAAUUCAGGUCUUUCCUUUUGAGACUCCGGACAAGCCUAGCUAAUCUGAGCAAAUAACUUGCAGGCCACAUGGAGAAAAAGAUCUUCCCCCAGAAGUAUGGGCUUGUUGCUUUGCAGUGAUGGUGACCUACUCCCUUUGACGAUCCCUAGGUGGAGAUGGGGCAUGAGGAUCCUCCAGGGGAAUAGCUCACCAACACUGGGCAACAGCCCUAGCCCAGGGGGUUUUAGUGCGACACUUUGCUGAACCCAGCAAGGAAGAUAAAGAGUCAAAGACAGCCACCCUACAUCAAAAUAGGAGAAAAGCUGCCGCCACAGUAGUGGCACUGACUUCACGAGCAAGUCAUUCUGUUUCAUCUAGUUCUCAAAGCCUCCCUGGGAGCUCUGUAGGAGAACUUUACCAGCUGUUUACAUACCUCAAGAUUCAUUGUGCUACCGGUGGGAUAGAAUAUACGGUUUUUCUUCUCCUCUUCUUGUUGGGCUUUGCUUGCUUUCAAUUGUAAGUGUGUAUUGGGUUGUGUGUCUUCAUUGUUUUGUGCAUCUAUUUCUUCCUUGCUUUGUGUGUCUAAUUCUUCUUCAGUGUAUCUGUUUGUUCCUUGCUUUGUGUGUCUAAUUUUUCUUAGAUGUUUCUAUUUCUUCCUUGCCUUGUACAUCUUCCUUCCUUCCUCUCCCUUGCUUUGUAUGUCUUCUUUCCUUCCUCUCCCUUGCUUUGUAUGUCUUCUUUCCUUCCUCUCCCUUGCUUUGUAUGUCUUCCUUCCUUCUUCUGUAUGUCUUCCUUCUUUGCUUGAUGUCUAUGUCUCCUCAAGUGUCUCCUCCUCCUUCUGUGUCUAUGGUGUGUCUCCUCAAGUGUCUCCUCUUCCUUCUGUGUCUAUGGUGUGUCUCCUCCUCCUUCUGUGUCUAUGGUGUGUCUCCUCAAGUGUCUCCUCCUCCUUCUGUGUCUAUGGUGUGUCUCCUCAAGUGUCUCCUCCUCCUUCUGUGUCUAUGGUGUGUCUCCUCCUCCUUCUGUGUCUAUGGUGUGUCUCCUCAAGUGUCUCCUCCUCCUUCUGUGUCUAUGGUGUGUCUCCUCCUCCUUCUGUGUCUAUGGUGUGUCUCCUCAAGUGUCUCCUCCUCCUUCUGUGUCUAUGGUGUGUCUCCUCAAGUGUCUCCUCCUCCUUCUGUGUCUAUGGUGUGUCUCCUCCUCCUUCUGUGUCUAUGGUGUGUCUCCUCAAGUGUCUCCUCCUCCUUCUGUGUCUAUGGUGUGUCUCCUCAAGUGUCUCCUCCUCCUUCUGUGUCUAUGGUGUGUCUCCUCCUCCUUCUGUGUCUAUGGUGUGUCUCCUCAAGUGUCUCCUCUUCCUUCUGUGUCUAUGGUGUGUCUCCUCAAGUGUCUCCUCCUCCUUCUGUGUCUAUGGUGUGUCUCCUCAAGUGUCUCCUCCUCCUUCUGUGUCUAUGGUGUGUCUCCUCAAGUGUCUCCUCUUCCUUCUGUGUCUAUGGUGUGUCUCCUCAAGUGUCUCCUCUUCCUUCUGUGUCUAUGGUGUGUCUCCUCAAGUGUCUCCUCUUCCUUCUGUGUCUAUGGUGUGUCUCUUCAAGUGUCUCCUCUUCCUUCUGUGUCUAUGGUGUGUCUCCUCAAGUGUCUCCUCCUCCUUCUGUGUCUAUGGUGUGUCUACUCAAGUGUCUCCUCUUCCUUCUGUGUCUAUGGUGUGUCUCUUCAAGUGUCUCCUCUUCCUUCUGUGUCUAUGGUGUGUCUCUUCAAGUGUCUCCUCUUCCUUCUGUGUCUAUGGUGUGUCUCCUCAAGUGUCUCCUCCUCCUUCUGUGUCUAUGGUGUGUCUCCUCAAGUGUCUCCUCCUCCUUCUGUGUCUAUGGUGUGUCUACUCAAGUGUCUCCUCCUCCUUCUGUGUCUAUGGUGUGUCUCUUCAAGUGUCUCCUCCUCCUUCUGUGUCUAUGGUGUGUCUUCUCAAGUGUCUCCUCCUCCUUCUGUGUCUAUGGUGUGUCUCCUCCUUCUGUGUCUAUGGUGUGUCUCCUCCUUCUGUGUCUAUGGUGUGUCUCCUCCUUCUGUGUCUAUGGUGUGUCUAUGGUGUGUCUCUUCCUUCUGUGUCUAUGGUGUGUCUCCUCCUUCUGUGUCUAUGGUGUGUCUUCCGUGGUCCCGUGUUUCUCGGCUACUUUCUUCCUUGUAGAGCUUUGAGCUUUGUCUGGUUUUCUCCUCUGGCGCCUGUGUGAUCUGUGCCUCGUCUUGGUCUGUUUUUCUCUCUGCUUGCUCUUUCUCUUAGCUCUCCUUUCACUCCUUCUGCCUUCUAUGACUCCCCUUUGGGUCCCACGUUGCACGCAUCCCUCUGCUUUCUUUGUGCUCACCUCACUUGUUUUUUUCUGUGUGAUCUGUUUGUCAGCCCGUUGACUCAACAUUUCCCAUUUUUCUUUCUGCUGUUUCUGUCCUUAGCACAUGCUUCUCUUUCUUACACCUCCUUUCUGCCUUGGGCUCUUUUCUCUCUUUUCCGUCUUUGUAGCUGUGUCUUUGCUGUUUGUGAGUUCUGAUCUCAGCAUUACUCCAUUGCGCUGUGCUUGCUUAUGCUUCUUUCUUUCUCUUUCUACUCUACUCUUUACGAGUCUGUGUGUGUCUCUCUCUCUUACUCUAAUGUAAUCCUCUCUUGGAUAUUUCUUUGUGUGUGUGUGUGUGUGUGUGUGUGUGUGUGUGUGUGUGUGUGUGUGUGCGUGCGCGCGCGCGUGAUGUGUGAUAGAGGGUCUUCCUAGCCCCUUCCAAUAGGUGCAGAGUGUCACCUCAUGCCAGACUGCCCUGCGAAAUAAUCCAAGACAAAAACAGCACUCCGGUCAGGACUGAAGUAGAUCUGAAAUGAACACAUGUAAAGGCCCAAAGUGGAAGACAGAUGUUUUGUGACUUGUGACUUAAGGACCAAGACACACAGAAGGCUUAUCUGAACUGGCUGGAAGGUUCGUGUCUUAAACUGGAUGGACAGAAUGCUGACAGCCCAAAGGAGAGGGGCUGUUUCUACAGGACCCAUGGGAAGUCUAAGAAGUGAGACCUGCGUCAUAAGACACAGCCUGAGAUAAGUCCAAGCCUAAUAACUAAGGACUCCAGCCUAUGUGGACAUAAGGCCUAAGAGAUAAAGGGUAGAAGUUGGAGGCCUAUAGCCUGAAACUCUGGAGGGACAGAAUCCUAAGACCAGGGGAAAGCUGAAGAUGAGACCCUCCCACUAACGUUCGUACUGUUAAAUCCCCUUCCUUCUCUUGGACAUUUUCAGCACCCUCUUCUGUCUCUUAGAUUUCCAUUUGCGCCAGCUUCGCUUGAGAUGUACUUUUCAAUGUUGUCCUUUGCCGUAAAGGAACAAGCUAAAGAUUGACAGUAUUGUGCACGGGUCGGUCGUUAAUCUGUUUUAAAGCUGAUUUUAGCCAUUUGUUAAAUGUUUGUGUUUUAAAACUUCCAUUUCUCUUCACAUCUGCUCCACUUGAGAGAGAGAACAAAAUCCAGCCAGUGGUAUCUAGUCUGACUUUUGCUAUUCCCCUAGGAGCAAGCAUCCAUACAGACAGAUACUGUACUUCCAUCCUCCCUAACUCAGAAGUCCUAGGCUAUGAGAAAGGAGCAUCAGACUAUUGGGGAAAACAAUAUCAGGCUGUCUAGAGAAACUAUGAAGACAUGCUCCAGACCAAUGAGAAGAAUUAGACAAGUAAUAUGCAAGUGUGCCAACCUCUGAGAAGCACCAGCCAGGAUCACCUUCCUUCUUUGGGCUUAGGUGAGCAGGGUAUGGAAUUUCUAAUAAUGGGAACAGUGAUUAGGUUUGGGACAGACAGACUGAGGUCUGAACUCCCUGCUCAUUGUAGUGGCCAAGUAAUUUGGUGCAUUUCACUGAAUCUACUCCCGGGUUUAACACCCUCCUUUAGGAUUAAAUGAGGAGAGAAUUUGGGACUGACUAGCAGGCUUCAUGGUUCUUGUGCCCCCUUCUCCCCCUUUAAGAGGGAACUUGACUUUCAAUGACUGAUACAACACCGGAGAAAAAAAGGAACAUGCCCAUAGCACACUGGCAACCACGCAUAGUUAAUAGUGGGAAAUGAGUUGAGUUUUUCUUUUAAGAACUCAGACUGUAAAUACCUGAGGCUUUGUGGGCUGUUGGUCUCAGUUGCAUAUUCUUUUAAAAAGAAAAAAAAAAAAAAACCUUUUCAGGAGGUAAGAAUCCCUCAUUGGCCUAUUGCCUGGACUGGCCCAAGCCUUGAUAUAGAUGCCAGAGAAUAUGUCUGAAUAACAGUAAUUUCCUUCUCUAUAUCUAUCUAUCUUUGUGCUGAAUACUAAGGAUGUGAUACUUAAUUGUGGUCACUUCCGGGUAACAGGAUGAUGUUACCAGGUAACAUGAAAACAUAAAUACACUUUGUAAACCAUAAAGCACACUAAAACUUCUAAGUUAGUGUUGAAUGAAUGUAUAUUACUUAGUAAAUGCAUUCUACUGGUCUAUGUGCUAUGGAUACAAAGACUGCUGUAGGAAUAACGAGUAAAAACAUGCUUUGUAAAAAAUAUAUAAACAUAAUAUGGCUUGAAUGAAAAAUAAUCCAUAUCCUUAAGGCCAAUGUUUUUACUGCUUUGGUGAUUUUCAGUAAAAUGCAUUAUACCAGGCAGCAGAAAAGAAAACACAUGGAAACCAAUUUUAAACUACAAAAUAUGCCACAAAUAAUGUGAUUAUCUUAUUAUGAUCACCUUAUAAUUUGCAAAAUACCAUGCUCAGCACCAGGGCUAACAAAGGGGGACAUUUUAGCACAGAACUAAAAUUUAAGAAAGAACAUAGUAAAGUGCUUUGUAAACUAAAGCACUAUACAGCUACAGUAGUCCAUGUGCAUGAAUGAGUGAAAACUACCUACCUCCUCCGUGUGAGGUAUUACGUGCUAGGUCCAUGAAAUACAAGAUCAGCUGGGCAUAAUGUUAAUGUGUAUGUUGGCAUUUAAAAAAAAAAAAGAUUUGUUUAUUAUGUAUACAGUGUUCUGCCUGCACGUAUCCCUGCAGGCCAGAAGAGGGCGCCAAAAUCUCAUCACAAAGAGAUGGUUGUGAGCCACCAUGUGGUUGCUGGGAAUUGAAAUCAGGACCUCUGGAAGAGCAGUCGGUACUCUUAACCACUGAGCCAUCUCUCCAGCCGCUAUGCUGGCAUUUCAUGAAAUUUGGGGCACCAUAUAAACGUAACAAUUCAUUUUCUUACUUGGUGCCAACUUCUAGCCUUUUAAAAUUCUGUCACAUUUAUUAUACUGUGCAAAUAAAGCAAAUAAGUAACUGUGGAACACUGUGAACAUGAGGCAUUCAGCAUCAAUGAAUGCAAGACUGGAUGGCAAUUAUUUAUUAUAAACAGUGCCCUUGCUAGGCACUGAGAUGCAAAAACAGCAUCCCUAGUGCCCCAUGUAUCUAAAGAAAUUACGUGCAAGUUUAAUUUAUAAUUUGUAAGCUGCCAUACAUGCCCAGUAGUCAAUUAUUUGCUUUUAUCCCAAGACACUGGGAAUACAAAAAUUCAUUGGCAUUAUUAUUACUCACAGCAGAGAUUCAUGUGGAACUUUAUGAAGUCUGCAGUUCUUGAGUAACUCUGCCAUGAAAUAUGAAUGUUUACAUUCUAUACUAUUUACUUACAAUGAAUGAGAUAAUGCUUAAUUUAUUUAAUCUGUCAAGACUUUAGUGACGAGGCAAGCUAAUACAAGAACAUUUGUCCAGGUAACAGAGGAGAAUGUUAUGGUCAUGUGUGCUUUCUUAGCUAGAAAGCACUACAGAAGUGUAAGACAUUACAUAUUUUCUAUAGAAAUAAAAAACGGCCUAUAAAAUAGGCACGGUCUCUACAAAAUUCUCAUUGUAUUCUUGGUCUUCAAUGACAAGAAUAGUAUAAAUAGUUAGCAAUCUGGGUGUGGUAGCAUAUGCUUUGAGUUCAGGCAGCUGAAGCAGCGGGACCACUUGAGCCCAGACAUUUGAGGCUGGCCUUGGAACACAGUGGAUAAAUCUCAGGAAACUAAGUGGUUAAAUGCCUGUUGAGUGAAUAUAACAAUAUUGAUUGUUUAUAUAUGAUAUAGUCUCUCUUACGGGCACUGGAGAGAUACACAGACUUACAAUUCAUUGUGCCCAAAGCUGAGAGUAAUGUUAAUGUGUAUGUUGGCAUUUUUUUAAAAAAAGAUUUAUUUAUUUAUUAUGUACUCUGUGUUCUGCCUGCACGUAUCCCUGCAGGCCAGAAGAGGGCACCAGAAUCUCAUCACAAAGAGAUGGUUGUGAGCCACCAUGUGGUUGCUGGGAAUUGAAAUCAGGACCUCUGGAAGAGCAGUCGGUACUCUUAACCACUGAGCCAUCUCUCCAGCCUCUAUGCUGGCAUUUCAUGAACGUUGGGGCACCAUAUAAACGUAACAAUUCAUUUUCUUACUUGGUGCCAACUUCUAGCCUUUUAAAAUUCUGUCACAUUUAUUAUACUGUGCAAAUAAAGCAAAUAAGUAACUGUGGAACACUGUGAACAUGAGGCAUUCAGCAUCAAUGAAUGCAAGACUGGAUGGCAAUUAUUUAUUAUAAACAGUGCCCUUGCUAGGCACUGAGAUGCAAAAACAGCAUCCCUAGUGCCCCAUGUAUCUAAAGAAAUUACGUGCAAGUUUAAUUUAUAAUUUGUAAGCUGCCAUACAUGCCCAGUAGUCAAUUAUUUGCUUUUAUCCCAAGACACUGGGAAUACAAAAAUUCAUUGGCAUUAUUAUUACUCACAACAGAGAUUCAUGUGGAACGUGAAGUCUGCAGUUCUAUAAAGCCAGGACAUAACUGUUGGCUUCAUCUGUGGACAAUGAUAACUUUCUGAGUUUCAUCAUGGCUAAAACUUAUCACCUAGUAUAUGCAUUUUACUGUGCUAUGGUGCUGUGCAAGCAAAGAUUGCGUUCUCUCAUGAAGUACUCACAGGACGUGUGAGAUCGAGACCACAACCAUACUUAACUUCAGUGAUGAAAUGAAAAAAUGGAUUUGUAUAAGGCAGUGUGCUAAAUGUUGAGCUAAGUGGACUAUCCUGUCUAGAAGGAUACUUCCCUGCUUGCUUGAUUGAAGAGAUGGAAAAAAAAAAAGUUUUCUUUGCUUUUUCCAUCCAGUUUCUUAAAUGUUGAAUACUGCUGCUGGAGAUGAAUUAGAACUCCACGGCCAGUAAAGGUGUGAAAAGAAAGGGCCAGAGUCAGGUAGUUCCACAGAGCAUGGAUAUCAGGGAACAGAAGGGCAGGAAGGGGCCAGAGCAUCAGAUGCCUACAUACUUGAUGUGGUCCAGAACCUCCCAAAACCCCAGUACUGACUGAGGACCAAGCAUCCAGAAUAUGAGCUCUGGAGGACAUUUGACAUUCAAAUUGUAAUAGCUAAGACAUUGUUUAUAUAGAAUGUGCUGAUCUAGGUCCUAAAGCUAAAACGUAAGGUGGACCUAGUAUAAAGGGCAGCACAGAUCACCAAUCAUAGCUGAAGAGGAGACACCAAGACAUGGCCUUAUUGCACAGCCCAGGCUGGUUCUAAUUGGUGAAUCUCCUGUCACAGCCUCUCAAGUGCUGAGAUUACAGAUGUGUGGCCAUGCCCAGCCUAUAGAAUGUAUCUGAUUACUGAGUAAAUAGUAUUUUAGUGGCUGUUUGCUUGGCGGUGCUAUACUUGAAGUAUUAGUUAAAUAGGUCUGGUCUAGAAGACCCACUGACUUGACCUAGAGAUUCUGAAAAUCAAAUGAAGGCCAAGAUUUAUUCAACGUAAAAUGGAGACAUCCCUAACUAAGGAAGCUCCGAAGGUCGUUUGCUCAUUGGCCUAGUUUAAAGUCAGGAUAAGGGGACUUCAAGUCUGUCCUUUAAUUCAUUAGUUACACAUUCUCCUUUUCUUACACUUAAAGUGUUUCAAAGGAGAAUCAAGAUGAACCAGUGAUUCCAGAGGUACUCAUUUGCUCGUUGCCUGGCUCAGAGUCAAGGAGAUGACAAUAAGAAAAUACUUUCACACUCAUCAUACUUAAUAAGGUCUUCAGUGUGAAUAAAGUGCAAUCCUAAGUACUGAAAAGAAUGAAGACACUUAAAGGACAGAACCCAAAGUAUACUUUGUCUCAGUAGCUUCUGAGACAGCAGUAACACAUGAGACUACAACUCUAACUUUAGCUGAAAAAAACAAACUCAAGAUAGUGAGAAGGAGAGUUAAAUAAAUAGAUCGCCUUCUCAUGGACAUGCUUGGUAGAAUGGGAAUAAAAGAGGUUCUCUAUUUCUUGAAUUAUACACAUUGCAAAAGAUCCUACUGGAUGCUAAAUGAAACACACGUGUUCCAAAAGGCACUUAGUGUGACGUACAGAUGCCUUGAAAAGCAGAGUGAUGCUCUUUAUUAAAGAGGCUGGCUCCAACAUUUUCUAGACUGAAUGCAACUUGCUUUUUAAUUGGCUCAGGUUAGAAUAUAGGAGGAAUAUUACUAUUCAUUCAUUUUCUUCAUUUAUUCAUCUAUUUUACAAGUAUUUGCAUAUAAUGCUCUUCUAGGACCUUCAUUUGGCUCCUGAGACCUGGAAAAAAAGAAACAAAUAGGCAUUCCCUCCCAGGGAACUGCUGAACUUAGGGGCCUGCUUUUUGGGUAGUGGCACGACUCAGUCCCCAAGUUAACAUGUAGUUUAACUCCUCACCCCUAUCUCUUCUCUGGCACUACAAUGAACAGGAAGCUGGGUUUUGUAGUAAGUCUGCUCCUAAAGUUGCGAGCCCUCUACUCAAAGAAACAAUGUUCUAGCCCAUGACUUAAUUUACCUAUGACCGUGACCACUACUGGUCAGGAGGUCGACAGCCACUUCGUUCCCCAACUUCAGUUUCCUUAGUAUUAUCCCCGGGGAAACAACCCAUUCUUGAGCUGCAGCAGGCUUUGAAAUACAUUUGCAAAUUUGGCCUGUCUUCAGCUUUUUACCUUUUAAACAUGCCAAAGCAUAUAAACUGCCUGAAUAGGUCUCUUUCAUAGAGUCAGAUAGCAUGCAGUAAUUGUACAAAUGUUCUUACUGUAAACAAACAAACAAACAAACAAACAAACCCCAUGUACUCAAGGCGGCUUGCUGUGGUAAAAUAAUGCCAGUGGAUGAAAAUAACAAAAUUUGAACAUGCUUGCAUGAAAUUUGAGAAUAAUAAAAUUGGAAACAAUCAGAAAAUUGGAAAGAAAGACUAUCAAAAGAACUCGGAAAACAAAUGCCUUCUACAAGGAGGACUGAGCGCUCUGACCUUUUCUGUUUUGUUUUCACUCACAGAGGGUGGGACAGGAGGAAGAGUGAAGGAAAAGGUCACAGCUCCGUCUAGAGAGCAGCUCACCUGUUCUUCGUUGGUCUGAAGAACAUCACUGCUUUCUGGAACCUAGACUGGGACUGCUUUUACUUGAAUGCAGUUCCAAUAACUAAACAAUGUUGAGAAGAGGUAUCAAUUUGGUCAAUGUUCCUGAAAAUAUAAUAUUUUCAUCUAAAUGGCUAUCAGCUAAGUCUUGAGUUAAAUAGGGAUGAAAUAUAUUAAUUUAAUCAAUGUGACCUCUUUAUCCAAGUUGCCUUAAAGCUGAAGUCACAAUUUGCUGUAAGAAGGGCUUAGUCAUUGCAGCCCAUACAUACUUUAAAGUAUCUAGACUGUACUUUGCUUGGCAAGCCAACGUUAACAUCUACAAAUGGGGAAGGAAACAGAAAAAGAAAAGAGUAGACGGAGCCAGGUUGAAGAGGUCUGGGAGUUUUUUCUUUGUUUUCAUUAAAACUAAAUUGGGCAGACACAGCUAAAGUGUUACUAAUGUUAGCUUUUGAUUUGUGGGAUCAGCUGGACUCAGUUAAUAUCCCUUUGUAUGGGUAGGGAUGGGGGCUACAUUUCUGGAAAGUGCAAAGAAAACAAUAACUAAAAGCCUUCCUUUCACAGUUUCUGCGAUCACUACAGAUUAAGCAAAAACAAAAAAAAAAAGAGCAUCUUAUCGUCAUCUGCUUUGG